Molecule: messenger RNA, 3744 nt
Organism: Saxophila tyrrhenica
Lineage: Eukaryota; Fungi; Ascomycota; Dothideomycetes; Mycosphaerellales; Extremaceae
Exons: 2
Coding region: 1-3744 (1247 amino acids)
Biological process (GO): intracellular transport
Source: RefSeq, a predicted model, not a curated record
AUGAGCAAGCGACUGCAGGAGACACAAGGCGGCGAGGAGCGGUACGGAGGCUCAUCUGGUCCAGCGAGCAUGGACAGCAAACCACAGGCGGCCACGGCGGCGCAGUUGGCGAAAAGAAAAACACAUACUCGAACACCACUCUCGAUCGCAACCUUACUAAGCAAAAGCAACCUGCACCCUUCAGCAAACUUCACAUCAUAUAACCGAUACGUCACAAUGUUACGAGGCAAAACAGCUAAGCCUUCGAACCCCAGAAUCGCACAAGCGCGGAAGCCAAGCGGCAGCCAGCGAAACAGCCGUGCCAACACUCCCAAUGCCACCCCAAAUCCAUUCGCAAACCAGCAGCAACAACCACAAAGCAUGCCAUCCUUCCAGCAGACCGCGCAAAAUGGCGGCGGCGGCGGAUUCAACUUCUCUGCCGGUGGAGGCGUAGGAAAUAACCCAUUCGCGCAGCAGCAGCAGAAUGGCACUCCACCACCCACUUCCUUCCAGUUCGGAGGCGCGCCUAGUCAGCCACCAGCGCAGCAGAACGGUGGGGGCGGUAUGUUUGGCGGCAACAGUGCAGGCUUCGGCUCUACCUUCGGAUCGAACAACGCGCAGCCUCAGCAGAACGGCUUCAACCCUUCUACCUCCAGCACGUUCGGCAACCAGAACAAUACCAACAGCGGCUUCAGCUUCGGCCAGAGCAACGCGAAUCAGGCCCAGCAGAACGGCGCGACACCCAGCACAAAUGCCUCCUUCCCUACCUUCGGCACUCAGAACACCGACAACCCGUUCAACGGCUUUGGACAGUCACAACAGCAGACGCAGUCUACACCAAGCACUUCAUUCGGUGGCUUUGGCCAGGGGUCGCAAGAGCAGAACGGAGACAAGCGGGCUGGUACACCUACGUUUGGCGGGUUUGGACAGAACAACUCUUCUCAGUCUCAGACGAAUGGGGGUGGCUUCGGCAACAAUCAGACGCCGCAAACAGCCACCAGCAGCGUCUUCGGCAGCUUCGGCCAACAGCAGAAUGGUGAGACAUCACAAGCCCAAGAGACCCCAAAGGCGAACACAAACAGUUUGUUCAGUGGCGCUCAGCAGGCCGACACGUCGAAGUCGAUGUUCGGUUCUACGCCGCAACCUGAGCCUAGCAGUGACACGAACAACGGCGUCUUCCUUGGUCUGGACUCUUCCAGAGCGAGCACCGUCAAGCCAGGCAUGUUCACCUCCGGUCAAAGCGAGACGCCGAAGCCACAGUCUAGCAAUCUGUUUUCUUUUGGUCAGCAGAAUGGCACACAAGCCAAAGAGCAGGAGACGCCAAAGCCAAGCAAUCCUUUCGCCAAUUUCCAGUUCGGUCAAAGCCAGCAAGCAAACGCCACAAAGGGCACCAAUGAGCAGCAGACUCCCAAGCCCAGCAACAAUCUAUUCCAGUUCGGCCAGUCACAACAGCAGAGCAGCACCACUCCAGGCUUCAAGUCUGGACAGAGCCAGUCUCAGCAAGAGGACGCCAGCAUGACUACGCCCGGCCAUACACCGCAGAAGCCGAGCAUGUUUGGUGCGCAGGCGAGCAAUGCUCCUAGUGAGACACCAGCCGGCCAAGGCAAGAGUCUGUUCGACCGCGUCAGCACCCCGGCGACGGCUCAGAAAUCGUUCACUCCAUCCACAUCUCUCUUCAACCCGUCGGCGGCGAACAACAGCGAGCAAGCCGAGACGCCAGCUGCCCAGAGCAAAGGAGGCUUGUUCGAGCGCAUCAACCGCGACGAAGCACCGCAGACGGCUCAGAAGCAGACUUCGUUCACACCGUCUACGAACCUCUUCAACAAGUCAGCGGCCAGUGCAGCCGCCACGCCUUCAGCUGCUCCGUGGAUCUCGCACGCACCGCCGGCUCCGCAGACAACCGUCACGCCACCCACACCCAAGGCUUCUGCCACCUCGAAGACUACCAACACCCAGUCGAACCCGAGAGCUGAGCUGCUCAAGCAUCUGAAUGAAGGUCUGUUGCGGCAUUUGGCGACUCAAGAUGUACACAGCGACUGGACCUCCAUUAUGAAGUACUACACCGAGAAGGCCACUGAACUUCAAGCGAAUGGCACUCCCGCAAGCGCUCAGGAGACUCAGACCUCUACUGCAUCUGGAAGCAGCAACAUGUUCGGCUCUCAAUCGACGCCUGCCGCAAGCAACAAUAUGUUCGGUUCAGCCACGCCGAAGGCGCAGGCACCCAGCGCGAACAUGUUCGGCGGCGCUGCUUCGCAACAGACGCCCAAGCCAACUUCAUCUUCCAACAUGUUUGGCCAGCCUCCUGCCACUGCUCCAGUCAACAACAAGCGCCCGGCGCUGUUCGAAGAGGACGAUGGCGAGUCAUCAGGACCUGCGACAGAGAAGCGUGCGAGAUCGACAGAGCCCAUCAACUACCCCAAGCUGCCUGAUAACGCGAGUGCAACGUCGAAGCUAUUCCAGGCUGCACUCGACAAGUCGGCUACCGCGUCUCCCGCGCCCACAGCCGACUCAGCGUCCAGGCCACCAUCAAGCUCAAGCGGGUUUGCACCAUCAAAUGCGAGCACCACUGCGCCUGCUGGCAUGCCCACAUUCACCGCUCCAACCACCUCAGGCGGCUUCCUGUCUGCGUUUGGCAAGAAGGCCAGCGCUGAAGAAGAGAAGGCGAAGAAGAAGCGCAAGGCUGAAGACUAUGACUCAGAUGAUGAGACUGAAGAGCAGUGGGAAGCGAGAGAUCGAGAAGAGCAGGCGGCGAAGCGCAAGAAGAUUGAAGAGGCAGCCAAGGGCGCUUCUGGCUUUAUGUUGCCAGGCAGCUCGAGGACUUCAUCAGAGCCUGAGACGCCCAUGGGUGCUGGCAAGGGCUUGUUCGAUCGUGUUGAGCAGGCGCCGCCAGCUACUGCUCCAAGCAAGCCAAGCAUGUUUGCCUCGCAGACACCAGCUGAGAAGUCGACCAGCAACAUGUUCGGCUCAAAGACACCAGCAGCGACAUCUAGCUCAAACAUGUUCGGCAAUGUUUCCAAGGAGAAUGCCGGCGAUGCAGAAAAGGACAAGGAUGCCACAUGGAAGCCCAACACUCCCAUCAAGUUCGGCGGCAGCAACACCACCGAUACUGGCUCUACCACCCCAGCCGCUCCUCCACCAAAGUUCGGCAACCUUUUCGGCUCCGCCGCUCCCAGCAGCUCUACCAACCACCUCAACAUCCCCGGCAGCAAGCCCAGCCUCGGCUUUAACUUCGGCAAUGCCCAACAAUCCGCCUCCCGCGCUACGACCCCUGGCGUCACCACCGACGGCGAAGGCGCUAGCACCGCCGGCGAGGAAGAAGACGCCGCCCCCACCGAGCCGCAACUCGAAGACCAAACCGCACUUCUAGAGGAAGAAAAAGAGAAAGAAGACCUCCUCUUCUCCAUCCCCAUCGCCAAAGCGUCCAAAUGGGACGAGAAGAGCGAUGCCGAAUCGGGCGAGAUCACGAAUGGCUGGGUCGAGAAGGGCAAAGGACCCAUUUACGUGCUCAAGAACAAGGAGACGGGCAAAGUGCGGGUUCUGCUCAAGAUCAAGCCGCUGGGUAAAGCGGCGAUGAAUUUCGAGGUGUUGAAGGGGGCGGACUAUGCCGUGCAGGGUGCGAGUGGGAAGUUUGUCCGGGGCCCAUUUGUGGACCAUUUGGCGUUUAGCAAUGCGGGAAAGCCGACGAGCUGGAUGGUGCAGGUGGGGAAGAAGGAGGAUGCGGAGGGGUUGGCGGGUGUUUUGGAUGGGGCUGCUAAGGGGGCGUGA